Messenger RNA from Strongyloides ratti, 2799 nucleotides. Its product is annotated as PWWP domain-containing protein. The transcript is spliced from 2 exons. Gene Ontology annotation, cellular component: nucleus. Gene Ontology annotation, molecular function: transcription coregulator activity; double-stranded DNA binding. Gene Ontology annotation, biological process: regulation of transcription by RNA polymerase II. Bases 1 to 2799 code for a protein of 932 amino acids. The record is from RefSeq and is a predicted model, not a curated record. Lineage: Eukaryota; Metazoa; Nematoda; Chromadorea; Rhabditida; Strongyloididae.
AUGGCAACGGGACGUAAAUUUGCUAUAAAUGAUUUGGUGUGGGCCAAAAUGAAAGGUUUUCCCCAUUGGCCAGGAAAGGUAAUUCAAUUACCAAAAUUUAAUGGGAAAGGUGUUGAGAGUAAAUACAUGGUUAUUUUUUAUGGUACAAAUGAACAUGCUUUUUUAAAAGAUUCUGAACUCUGUCAUUAUCUAGAAAAUCGUGAAAAAUAUGAAAUUCCAAAUAAAAAAAAGUCUUUUGAAUUAGCAUUAAAGGAAGUUCGUGAAGCAGCUGGUCUUGAUCCAUCAGAACCGUUUAAUGCUCCGUCGUCAACUGAAACUAGUAGAGAAACAUCAUUAUCCACAAAUCAAGAAUCUAAAGAGAAGACAAAAAGAAAAAUUGAUAAUGAUUUGCAUGAUGAAUUUAAAGAACAUAGUAAUGAUAUUUAUGACGAUAUUAAUUCUAUUAAUCAUAAUUCAAUUAUACCAAAUAUUUUUGGAGGUUCGCAUUCUAAGAAAGAUGAAGGUAGUUUUGAUUUCAAUGAUUUGAUUUUACCUAAAUUAAGAGGAAGAACAAAAAGUUGUUCAACAAGAAAAUCUAAUGAGGGUAGUUUUAGUGCAUAUAUGGAAAGGGCAAGACAAACUUUUGAAAGAUGUAGUGGUUUCAAGAGUAAAAGUUUAAGUAGUGGUGGAAGUAGAAGAAAAAGACAGAAAGGAGAAAGUUUUUCUUUUGCUGAUAAUAUUUCCCUUUUUGAUUAUACUGAUCUCGAUGCAAUUAAUCCUACUAUUCUUGAAAAUUUAGACUUAGAUUUCAAUUUAAUUGGUCCACCAUCUAGAAGUAGACUUCCAUCAGAAAUAAGUGGAACUUCAAAACGUAAUGAUCUUCAAAAUUUAUUUAAAAGUCCUAGAGAUAGAAUCCCAAGCAUUAGUCAAAAUAGUUUUGGUGGUCUUUCAAUUGGAUCUGAAUAUUUUACUAAACGUAAUCGUUUAGCUAGUGGCACAAGUGAUUUUAAUUUUGAUACAGAAUUUAAUCCUCAUGAAUUUUUAAAACUUCUUGAUCAUCCAAAUGGUGUUUAUUCAGAUUCUGAAAGAGUAAGUAUUGUACAACAAUCUGAUCUCAUUGAAGGAAAGAAUUGUACAGAGUGUGGAUAUAGUUGUUAUAUAUGUAAUGAUCGAUAUAAAUGUGCAAGAGAAUCUUGUCAGGCAUAUAAUGAAAGAGUUCCAACAGAUAAAUUACCAAUAAGAAAUCAACAAGAAAAAUUAAAAGAAUUUAUGGAAAGUGAUAAUACAGCCAAUUUACAAUCUAGAAUGAUGAGAAAAAGACCACACUCUAGUAGAGGCAUGUAUGAUAGUGCAACAAGGCAAAGUAGUGUUACAGAUUCUCAACAGCAAAGUCAGGAUAAAAAAUCAAAUAUUUCAGUUAUAAUUAAAAGAGAGGACGGAAAACGACCUAUUAAAGUUCCCAAAUUAGAUGUAGUACCACUUGUUAAACAAAAAAAGAAAUACAAAACUAAAAGUAAACGACCAGUUGGAAGGCCUCGUAAAAAUCCUACACCGAUUCCCUCAAAUAGUACUGGAAAAACUUCAACUAUAUACAGUAUGAAUAGUGGAAAUCUUGUUCUUGGCCCAACUAAAAAAGCUAAAAUAUGGCAUAGUGAUCCAAGAUUAUCUAAAGAAAUUGAACUUCAAACAAAAGAGAAAUAUAAAGUUCUUCAUAAAAAAGCUAAGUUUACUCCUCCGGCUGGAUUUGGUGGAAUUCGCCUUUGUUUUAUUUGUCAAGCUCAAGUUCGACCGCAACAAAGUACAAAAAAUAAACAUCGAUGGAGGUGUAUUGGUAAAAAUUGUAGGAAAUGGUACGGUUGGGUUAAUCCUGGUGAUGAAAUUCCAUUAGAUUUUGGUAAUCGUGGUCAUUGGAAAGGAUUGAAUUUUAGUAUUUUACGUGUCUGUAAAAAUGAAAAUAAUACAAAAACAUUGAAAUAUGUUUCAUUUGUUGAUUUUAAUGGAAAAACUGGAGAAGUCGUACGAUUACCUAAUGGAUGUAUUGCACGUAUUGUUAGAAGGUGUUUUAAUGUUUCUGACCUCUCUGAAGCAGGUGUUACAGAGAAAAAUUUUGAUGGUUCAAUAAUUAGACCACGUCAUAUGAUGAAUGGAUAUGAUGUAGUUUCAAAAUUUAAUAAAAAAGGACUAGAAAUUCAUAGAAGUGCUUUUACAGCCACAUUACCUGAUAGUCGAACCCCAGUAUGUAGGACUGGUUUAGGAAUAUCUGAUGGUUUAGGCAAUUUCUAUGGAUACAAACCCAGUCCAAUUUAUACCGGUAGACCAUCAAACAUUGAACGAACAGUUCUUACCAAUUUAAAAAAUGAUAAUGAUCGGUUUGUCGUUGAAGAUGACAAAAGUCCAGAUAAUGAUUAUAACAUAAUAAAUCCAUUUAAUGAAUCUAAAAUUAGGAAAGUUUCUGAAUGUCUCAAUGGACACAAUUUAGAAUUUAAAAAAUCUAUUCGAACUAUCAUUGAUCCAACUAAUAGCAAAACUCUAAAUAUACCUCCAGAUCUCCCAGUUUCUGUUGAAGAAGCCAAUUAUGAAAUGAAUCCUGGAUGUGAUCCUGAAAUCAUAACAAAAAUAAUUAGUCAACGGUUAAAUAUACUUUCAAAUCAAACGUGGAAUGAUGAAGAUCGAGGUGAAGCCGUAGAUAAACUUUUUGAUAUGACACUUUGUAUAUUUCCUCCACUAUUAAAAAUUAUGGCCAAUUUUACGGAAGGCCUAACGUUACCUGAUGAAACAGAAAGGGAAUUAGCUAAUAUCGCAGUUAAUAGACUUCCAUAA